UGCCGCCUCCCGGCGGUGCCGGAGUCGGGUGGGUCGGUGGCUAUAAAGCUGCUGAGGGCGGGAGGCGCCGUGCACUGUCCUCCGUGGGUUGCUCCUUUCUUCAGCCGGGGUCCGGUCGCGUUUGGUGCCCGAAGGAGGAACCAGUGAGCGACCUGGAGACUGCAGUUCUCUGUCCUUCGCACAGCUCUUUCACCAUGCCUGGGUCACUUCCGUUGAAUGCAGAAGCUUGCUGGCCAAAAGACGUUGGAAUUGUUGCCCUUGAGAUCUACUUUCCUUCUCAAUAUGUUGAUCAAGUUGAGUUGGAAAAAUACGAUGGUGUAGAUGCUGGAAAGUAUACCAUCGGCCUAGGGCAGGCCAGGAUGGGCUUCUGCACGGAUCGGGAAGACAUCAACUCUCUUUGCCUGACUGUGGUUCAGAAUCUGAUGGAGAGAAAUAGCCUGUCCUAUGAUUGCAUUGGGCGGCUAGAAGUCGGAACAGAGACAAUCAUCGACAAAUCAAAAUCAGUGAAGUCGAAUUUGAUGCAGCUGUUUGAGGAGUCUGGGAAUACAGAUAUAGAAGGAAUAGAUACAACUAAUGCAUGCUACGGAGGCACAGCUGCGGUCUUUAACGCUGUCAACUGGAUUGAAUCCAGCUCUUGGGAUGGCCGGUAUGCUCUGGUAGUUGCAGGAGAUAUUGCUAUCUAUGCCACAGGAAAUGCCAGACCUACAGGUGGCGUCGGAGCUGUGGCUCUGCUAAUUGGGCCAAAUGCUCCUUUAAUUUUUGAACGAGGGCUCCGUGGGACACACAUGCAGCAUGCCUAUGACUUCUACAAGCCUGACAUGCUGUCCGAAUACCCUGUAGUAGAUGGGAAACUCUCCAUACAGUGCUACCUCAGUGCACUGGACCGCUGCUACUCUGUCUACCGCAAGAAGAUCCGUGCCCAGUGGCAGAAAGAGGGAAACGAUAAAGAUUUCACCUUGAAUGAUUUUGGCUUCAUGAUCUUUCACUCGCCAUAUUGUAAACUGGUGCAGAAAUCUCUAGCUCGGAUGUUCCUGAAUGACUUUCUUAAUGAUCAGAACAGAGAUAAAAACAGUAUUUACAGUGGCCUGGAAGCCUUUGGGGAUGUUAAGUUGGAAGAUACAUACUUUGACAGAGAUGUGGAGAAGGCAUUUAUGAAGGCUAGUUCGGAUCUGUUUAACCAGAAAACAAAGGCGUCUCUGCUCGUAUCAAAUCAGAAUGGGAAUAUGUACACGUCUUCUGUGUAUGGGUCCCUCGCUUCUGUUCUGGCACAGUACUCACCUCAGCAGUUGGCAGGGAAGAGGAUCGGAGUGUUCUCUUAUGGGUCUGGCUUGGCUGCCACUUUGUACUCCCUUAAAGUCACGCAAGAUGCCACCCCAGGAUCUGCUCUUGACAAAAUAACAGCAAGUUUAUGUGAUCUAAAAUCAAGGCUCGACUCAAGAACUUGUGUGGCGCCGGAUGUCUUUGCUGAAAACAUGAAGCUGAGGGAGGACACACACCACUUAGCCAACUAUAUUCCCCAGUGUUCAAUAGAUUCACUCUUUGAAGGAACGUGGUACCUAGUUAGAGUGGAUGAAAAGCACAGAAGAACUUACGCUCGGCGCCCCUCCACCAAUGGCCACAAUUUGGAGGAAGGAGUGGGACUUGUACAUUCAAACACCGCAACAGAGCAUAUUCCAAGCCCUGCUAAGAAAGUGCCAAGACUCCCUACCACAGCAGCAGAGGCGGAAUCAGCUGUCAUCAGCAACGGGGAGCACUAAGAGCUUUGUGGGGUAGAAGGCUUCACAGUGACCUGGGGCUGGGAUGGGGAAUGGAAACAGUUGGAGUAUUGGCUGUCUGGGGACAAUUUUAAAGAUUACUUGUUGUUUAAAGUGUAAUGUAACUGAAUGUAACUGACACAGAGCCUAGAAAACGGUUGUGUUCUUGGAAAAGUCUUUGCUGAACUUGCUAACACGCUUCCUGUUGUCAUCUGGCCAAUGGUGAAUGUACUGCAAUGAUGUUAAAGGGCUCUGGAAAACUCUAUACCUCUCUGGAUGUUUUUAUGCAUGCAGUUUAGUUUGCAAACACGGCAUGAACUGACUGCUUCUGUCGACGAUUGAGGAGGUACUAGUGUCCGAUUUUAAAAAAAUGUUUUUUUUUUAAUGUGUAAGAAUUUUGUACUUUAACAAAUAAAAAAGUACCUGUAGCUUUUUUGAAAAACUUUUCUAGGUUGCGGAUUGUGGAAUUUAAAUGUUACACAUAAACCAUGCUUGAAAAUGGCAAGGCAAAUACUAUCUUUUUUGAAGGUUUGUAAAUCCUGAAGGAGAGGGUAAUGGUUCUAGGAUCUGGAGGAACCAUCAUUGAGAAAGGUUAGCUGUGAUCACGUGAGCAAAAAGAUGUUGGCUCUGAGCAGGCCUCUGCCACAGCAAACGGUUGGUUCUCCUGAGCACUGUGAACACAGCCUGGGAACUGGUUCCAGCCGGUUCAUGGUGGCUGGAGCUGGUGUGAGGAAGCAGCCCUGAGCACCCUGCUGGCAAGGAGGACAUGGAAAGUAGGAAGAAUGGGGCGGGGUAUUAUUAGGUUACAGUGUUACAAGUCCAGUUUAUAGGCCAACAGCUUAAAUUCACGGGACACCUUUUUUCUUUGUAGUUUGUGUAUUUUUGUGUUUUGUUUUUGUAUCUGUCCAAUAAAAAUAAGAAUAUAACCCACAUUUUCACAUAGUGAAAGUUAUAUAUAGUCUGACUGGCCAAAAGGAAUAUUCACUUCAAGAUCUAAGAGUAGAAUUCAUGACAUUUCCCCUUAACUUUCACUUUUAAAACAACAAAAACUACCACAUGAGAUGAAAAAGGAAAUCCCUUGGAACGUUCUCUGGGUGAUGUUGGUGCUGAACAUGACAUGAGCCUCAUAGACUGUAAAACAGAGAUAGUUGGAACUAAUGGACAGAACUAAAUUCUUUAAACUUUAUUUGCUAUUCAAUUCUGUGAAGUUUCAGUUAUCUAAACUAAACACAUAAAUGUGUAAUGUUUCAGAUUGCAAGGUAAUAUGUAAUGUAGCAUUUGUAAUAUAUUCUUGUCAAUAUUAACCAGUAGAAUUUUGAUUUGUACAGUUUUAAUUGGUUAAAAUGAUUUCAUUUUAACAUCCACUGCUAUAGAUUAAUGAUGUACGUUCAGAUUUAAAGAAUGGUGGGGAAACAGUGCAUGCAAUUCUUUUUGCAAGUAUUGAGAUUUCUGUAUGUUUGGAAAAGAGUAAUUUAAUGUUUGAGUGCCAAGAAGUGGGUUUUCUCAGAGUCCAUUGCCGGCAAUGGGCAAGCCUGGCGAUACUGGCACGGAGCAUUGACCAUACACCUUACUAACAGCAAGGUGAAUAACUUUGAAAUAAAGUUUUAGGCAAAUAUUUCAGAUAUCUGAGUCUUCU
Molecule: messenger RNA, 3390 nt
Organism: Chionomys nivalis (European snow vole)
Lineage: Eukaryota; Metazoa; Chordata; Mammalia; Rodentia; Cricetidae
Gene: Hmgcs1
Product: 3-hydroxy-3-methylglutaryl-CoA synthase 1
Exons: 11
Coding region: 195-1757 (520 amino acids)
Biological process (GO): acetyl-CoA metabolic process
Cellular component (GO): cytosol
Molecular function (GO): hydroxymethylglutaryl-CoA synthase activity
Source: RefSeq, a predicted model, not a curated record